Molecule: messenger RNA, 2478 nt
Organism: Tupaia belangeri chinensis (Chinese tree shrew)
Lineage: Eukaryota; Metazoa; Chordata; Mammalia; Scandentia; Tupaiidae
Gene: NEK5
Product: NIMA related kinase 5
Exons: 23
Coding region: 1-2478 (825 amino acids)
Biological process (GO): protein phosphorylation
Molecular function (GO): ATP binding; protein kinase activity
Source: RefSeq, a predicted model, not a curated record
AUGGAUAAAUAUGAUGUGAUUAAAGCCAUCGGGGAAGGUGCCUUUGGGAAAGCAUACUUGGCUAAAGGGAAAUUAGACAGCAAGCAGUGUGUUAUAAAAGAGAUCAAUUUCGCAAAGAUGCCCAUUCGGGAAAAAGAAGCUUCACAGAAAGAAGUCAUUCUUCUGGCAAAGAUGAAACAUCCCAACAUUGUAACUUUCUUUGAUUCAUUUCAAGAGAGCAGCAGCCUGUAUAUUGUAAUGGAAUAUUGUGAUGGAGGGGAUCUCAUGAGAAGGAUCAAUAGACAACGAGGAGUAUUAUUUAGUGAAGAUCAGAUCUUGAGUUGGUUUGUACAGAUUUCUCUAGGACUAAAACAUAUUCAUGACAGGAAGGUAUUACACAGGGACAUAAAAGCUCAGAACAUUUUUCUUAGCAAGAAUGGAAUGGUUGCAAAGCUUGGGGACUUUGGUAUAGCAAAAGUCCUGAAUAAUACCAUGGAACUUGCUCGAACUUGUGUUGGAACACCUUACUACUUGUCCCCCGAGAUCUGUCAGAAUAAACCCUACAACAAUAAAACGGAUAUUUGGUCUCUUGGCUGUGUCUUGUAUGAACUCUGCACACUUAAGCAUCCUUUUGAGGCUAACAAUUUACACCAGCUGGUCCUGAAGAUUUGCCAAGCACAUUUUACCCCAAUAUCUCCAAGGUUUUCUCAAGAUCUUCGAUCCUUGAUAUCCCAGCUCUUUAAAGUAUCUCCUCGAGAGCGACCAUCUAUUAAUUCCAUUUUGAAAAGGCCCUUUUUAGAGAAUCUUAUUGCCAAAUAUUUGACUCCUGAGGUCAUUCAGGAAGAAUUCAGCCACACACUUGUACACAGAGCAAGAUCAUCAGCUUCACAAUCUACUGGGAAGGUGGUCCAGGAUUCUAAAAUACCGAAAGUGAGAUCCCAGGGAAAGUGCCUACCAAGAUCAAGGAUAUCAGUGCCAAUGAGAAGGAAAGACGUGUUACAUAGAAAUGAAUGGAGACCACCAACGGGAGCCCAGGAGCCCAUGUUCAUAAAGAUGAUAGAAAGGCCCAAACUUGCUGCGGUGUGUGGACGUUAUGAUUAUUAUUACGCCCAACUUGACUUGCUGAGGAAGAGAGCUCAUGAGCCAAGUUAUCAAUGUGUUCCUCAAACAGAGAGCGGAACUGAGGAUUCUAAUCAGGCGGGAUGGCAUAGUCCACCGCCAGAUCUAUGGCCUUCUGAGUACCUUCAGAGGAAAUUUGAAGCUCACCAAUAUAAGUUGAAAGUGGAAAAGCAAUUGGGUCUUCGUCCAUCUUCUGCUGAGCCAAAUCGCAACCAGAGACAAGAGCUAAGAAGGAACGGAGAAGAACCUAGAUUCCAGGAGCUACAGUUUAGGAAAAACAAAAUGAAGGAACAGGAAUAUUGGAAGCAGCUGGAGGAAAUACGCCAGCAGUACCACAAUGACAUGAAGGAAAUUAGACAGAAGAUGGGGAGAGGACCAGAGGAGAACUCAAAAGUAAGUCAAAAAACCUACUUGGUGAAGAAGAGUAACCUGCCCAUCCACCAAGAUGCACCUGAGGAAGAAGCACCUGUGCAGGACAUUGAAAGGGACUUGAAAAAAAUGAACCUUCAUAACAUAACAGAAAAUAAAAUUCCAGACCAGAAAUAUAAGAGAGGAGUAAAGUUUGAAAUCAAUUUAGGCAAAUGUAUUUCUGAUGAAGAUACCCUCCAUGAGGAAGAGGUAACAGAUAUACUAAACGAAACUUUGACCUUUGAGGAUGGCAUGAAAUUUGAGGAAUAUAAAUGUAUAAAGGAGCAUGAAGAUUAUACAGAUAAAGCAUUUGAAAAGCUCUGUUGCCCAGAAGCAGGGCUUUUCAUUCAGGAUGCUGCUGCUGCUGCAGAAAACAGGAGACAGUGGGAUGCCAGAGUGCCUCAGACUCUGCUGCAAAUGAUGGCCACAGCCGACGUCUCCUCCACCUGCUCCCCGGUGCCUGACGAUGGCCAAGUUAUCGUGAUUGGAAGUGUUAGAGAAAAUAGGAAACAGUGGCAACAUGAAGCACCGGGAGCUUUCAUGAGUGUCUUGGCAGCAGCACAUCUAACAAGCAGCUCAUUUUCUGCCAGCGAAGGAGAAUUUGCAGCUGGCGUUAUGAAACAAUGCCUUCCUAAAGAAGAUGAAGGGAAGGUAGAAAUGACCUCUGAUAUCGAAGCAGAUGAGGAACAACUAGAAUCAAGAUCUGAUGAUGAUACAAAUUUUGAAGGAUCUGAAGAUGAGUUGAGAGAUGAAGUAAUAGGCUCCUUAGAAAAACUUGCUACUUCCACUGAGGAAGAAGAAAGAAAAGAGGUGUCUGUUCCUUCUAAGGAUUCUGAAAAGUUAGUAGAAAGAGAGGGGAUAAAACCAUUAAAAUCCAAAGAAUUAAGUGAAAGUUUGGAGAAUAUUUCCACUUUAUCUUAUGACCAAAUCUGUAUUACUGAUGAAGAUCAAGGAAUAACAACAACCAGUUAA